Molecule: messenger RNA, 5082 nt
Organism: Trichoderma aggressivum f. europaeum
Lineage: Eukaryota; Fungi; Ascomycota; Sordariomycetes; Hypocreales; Hypocreaceae
Exons: 3
Coding region: 1-5082 (1693 amino acids)
Biological process (GO): proteolysis
Cellular component (GO): extracellular region
Molecular function (GO): protein binding
Source: RefSeq, a predicted model, not a curated record
AUGCGUUUCCUACUCGCAGGCGUAUCUGUGCUCCUGCUUGUGGUGUCCAAGGGAGCUAGCAAAGCCAUCCCGGACGCCACCAACGCCCACGAAUUGGUUGAGCGCAACCAAAUCUAUCACACCAAGAAUGGGAAUAACUUUGCCGUGGAGAGUGGUUUCGAUUAUCAUGGCGGAGACUACAAGACAAUCACAGCCAAUACUUUUUACGAUUGCAUCGAUGCCUGCGCGACUCAGCCUGCUUGCCGUGCUAUCUCAUUUUCUGGUAAAUCAUGCUACCUCAAGUCCUCGGUAAACGCCGCCACUGCCAACAAGAAAGUGAGCGGCGCAGUCAGGGUACAAUAUUUACCAGCCCCGAUUAUAUGUCCUGCAGAUGGUAGUAAUCAGGUCAAGGCAACCGAUGGCCGGCGCUUUACUAUCCAAUGCGGAGUAGAUCAUCCUCAUGGAGAUAUUUCAUCGGCACUGACCCUUGACUUCCCCAACUGCAUCAACCUAUGUGAUAAGACACAAGGUUGUAUUGCUGCCAGCUGGCGAUCAAGAACCUGUUAUCUCAAGAAAUCCUUGCAACCCGCCGUUGUUGCUUCUGGAGUUGAUACAGCCGUGCUGAGUUCCAUAUUAAACACACCAACGUUGUGCCCAGGCCCAAGCGGCCAGCAAAUCAAAGAACCAAGUGGAAGAAGCUUCACUAUUACGUGCGACACCGAUUAUCCCGGCGGCGACUUGAAGAACAAGCUGCUUAAUAGCUUUGGCGAUUGCAUUGCUUGGUGUGAUGAGACAACGGGUUGCCAAGCAGCUAUCUACCACGAUGGCAGAUGCUGGUUGAAGAAUAAACUAAUGACUUCCUCCAAACACACGGCCAGCCAGGCGGCUGUACUAAGCUCCUUGCUGACGGCUCCCGCUAUUUGCCCUAAUCAGAACGGAAAGCAGGUCAAGGAGUCAAGUGGAAGAUCCUACACCAUCUCCUGCAAUACAGAUCGGCCUGGUGGUGACAUGGCCUCGAAGAUGCUGCGAACAUUUGGUGAUUGCAUCACGUGGUGUGACCAGACUAACGGCUGCGUCGCCGCUGCUUACCACGACGGCAAGUGCUGGCUGAAGAAGACACUCAUGGGUUCUUCUACAUCCGCAAACCGUCAGGUCGCCGUACUAAGCAGCAAACUCCCGCAGACGACAGUACACACUACAUCUUCCUCGACCCGAAAGGUAACAUCAACGACUCUUAGGUCUGCCUCGGCAUCCAAGAGCAUAUCCACGAGUUCUGGAAGUUCCAAGACGACGUCAGCACACAGUACAUCUUCCUCAACCCAAAAGACAACAUCAACGACUCUUAGGUCUGCCUCGGCAUCCAACAGCAUAUCCACGGGUACUGGAGGUUCCAGGACAACGUCAGCCAGCACCACUGCUACCUUUACCUCAGUUCCGGACUCGCCAAUAACUGGCUACAUUACUGUAGUGGAAGCUCCGGCGACCAGUCUCAGCCGGCGCUCUGUUAAAUAUAUUGCCUUUGAGAAUCUAUUUGGUCGAGCUUAUGAUGACGAAACAAAGGCCAGCCUCGUUACCUUUCAUUCCAACGGCAGCAUCGAAUACAAUGCUGUUCUUGUGAGUGGAAUUGCAGCAGAUACACUGGUGGUCCUCGGCCUUUCCUCUGGAGAGGCUAACACUCUUUCGACCUGGAAACGAGAUGAGUUUGGCAAUGCUGUCAUCAUUGGAUCGACCGGCUUCUGUCUUGGUUCGAACGGCAAUAUCAUUGUUCAGACAGCAGCUUCAUCGCCAGCAACCUGCAAUCCAGUUUAUCUUGUCAUCGUGCCAAGUCUUCCUGACAGCUGUACAUCCGGCAGCGCUAAUGUUACGCUCACGCCCCAGCCGAAUGGCGAUGUCGACCGUGCCUCGAACGCUGUCCUUACUCCAUCAUCAAACGUCACACUCAAUUAUGCAGAGAUACAUGGUACACAGAUUGCCGUCAUGGAGCUGUCAAUGAAACCUGGUAUGCCCGGCGUUGUGCUGGCAAACAGUAACAAAAUCAUCUCGACUGCCUGUACUGCUUCAUCUCUUGUCCUUACGUUAAGCGACGGCAUAUCAGCUGCCGAUAUCCUAGCCUCAAUCCCAGACACAGGAACCGUCCUAAUCACCAGCAGCGCAUCUUGCAAUGAGGAGAAUGCCUAUGGAUUUUGGCUACUCGGAGGUCGAGCCGACCCGAGCGAAGCUGGUCCUAAGCUGAGCUUCAAGGCAGCUCAAAAGAGGAUCUCAGACGUCAGUACUGUUGCGGUCAUCCAAUACGGCAAAGUUGACCACAAUAAAGCAACAUUUACAACUACAACAACUGGAGCCCCCACAUCUCCCACUGAACCAGCUGCAUCUUGUGCUAUUACCAGUCAUUCUGGUAUCAGUGCUUCUGCGAGUGUCAGCGCUACAGCCACACACUCUGGGAGCAGUGCCACCCAUACCGCUACUAGCACUGGCUCUGACCACCCCCUUGCUACAAGUCUAUCAGACCUUACACCUGGAGCUCUCGAAGUAUACAACUGGCUUUUGGAAAAUGCUCGAUAUUCCCCAGGUGGUAGCUUGAUCUUGACGCCAGGUGAAGCCAAUGGCACUGUUGCAAUCCCUGCGUACGAUCCUGAUAACCUUGGUGAUCAAGAAGGCCUGCAACAGAAACUUUCGGAUAUGGGACUCCCCAGCCCAGAGGAGAUGUUCAAACGAGUAGUGGAUGGAGUUUCGGGCACCUGCACAAACAAGGAUGCUUUAACAAGACGGCAUCUAUCUGGGGAAUCGGUCUUCCAAAGGGAAUCAACGCCUAUCGCUUACGGAGGCAAGGUUUCCUUCCAUCGUCGUAAUAUUGAAAAACUUAAACACCACCUUCAUCGUCGAUCAUGGGAUGAGUUUUGUGAUGGAACCGCUUCUGAUAUUCUUGGAACUCUCAGCGAGUCGUACGAAGGUAUCCACGCCGGUAUUUGCACAGGCCACGAGCUUUACGAGAACCGCGACGCUAUCCACUGCUUCUUCACCGGCUGUGGUUCCAGCCACACGGUUAAGACGACCACGUACCAGUUCAAAGGCGACUGGCAGGUCAAGAUCCCAACUAUCAGCCAACCGUUGCUAACCCAAGGACCUGCAAAAACGUUCAGCUGCGUCACAUGCUCGUUCAACAUGGACAGCGUUGUCUUCUCGGGUUCUAUAGUCCUACAAAUGACAGAUAAUGGCCCCAGCUCAGCAACAUCAGCCGUCGUAACUCACGGUGUUACCGGUGGCACCACAGCUAGUGUUCGAAUUCAAUCAGAUUCUGCCUGGCAAGGAUCUUGGGACCACAUAUUCGAUGGUGUUACACUUGGCACGAUAACUCUGGAUAAUGCUUUCGCAAUUACACCGCAGGUAUUUUACAGGAUAGGAUACCAGUUCUCAACCGACUCCGCUGUUGACGUGACAGGUGGAGCAGGGUACAGUUGGGACGAUGCAUCUAUCGACAUGAAUAUUCUCAACCACGCAUCUGACUCUAAGAGGAACUGGACGCCCAAGGUCAACUGGAUUCUACCACAAUUCAAUACUGGGGCGAAAGUGAGCAUCAAUAGCUUCAGCCAGUGGAUUGUUGACCUCAAAGUCGUGGUUCAAGGGAAUAUGGUCUUUAACCCGAGGAUGUUCUCUUCGAAUUCCGUGGGCAUGUCCUCGCAAUACAACUUUGCGGCUGCUAAUGGUUGUCCGGCUAAUUCGCUAUCUGUUAGCACAUACGUGAGUAAUGAUAACUGGAUUAACAUCAACGACGGGUCGUCACUACCUGUCGUGUUGUCGAACGGUGAGAAUGGCCGCCAGAAUCAAUGUUUUAACGUUCCUAGCGUUUGGCCAGCUCCCAGCGAAAUUGCUUCUUUGGCACCAGGUUCCGGAGACUUUUGCACAUCAUUAAUUGGCUACAAUCCACCUACAAAGCGCACUACAUUGACCCAGGUCAAGACUGUGCCCAGCACUAUAGUUGUUUCAACAAGUGUUACAAGUACAAUCACUACGACCUUCACAGUCACUAGUUCCACUAGCAGUUCGUACGAUAUGACGCUCACAGCUCCUGCUACCACAUCAACUGUGUAUCAGACAUCAACCGUGACAAUGGGUGGAAGCUACGCUCCAGUAUACAGGCGAGAUGUGGUACCGACACCUGCGCCAAGGGGAGCUUUUGAUCGGCGAGAGAUCGCCGUGCCUACCGGAAUGGAAGGGUGGCCGGUUGAUAAGAUCAGCUACGCUUGUAGCCAGAUUGCAACGGGGACAAAUUAUAUUUCUCAGACCAAUACUGUCACUACAACAUCGGGAGUCACCACCAGUACAGCCACUCAAGUGUUCAACGCAAACGGGCCGCUUGUCACCACAACGACCACUUUCACUUUCUACGAGUUCACGGGCUUUACGACUACAACUACUUCCGCAGCUGCUACAGCUACCUCAUGUCCAGUCUCUCCAACAGGUGCCAGUUGCUUCAGACUUGCGGUACACGGCGGAUCAUGGCUGGAAGGGUCAUACCUUGGUAUCAAUCUUCAAGGCUCUCAUAACUAUGCAGGCAUCAAUCGCGCUGGCACCGAAGCUAGCAGUUGGGAACCGGGUGUGUAUACUGAGACAUUCUAUCUUGAUGCGAACGGACAUCUUGUUGCGCCGGCUGGCGGUGGGCGAAGCCCAUAUGUUAUGCUGGACGUGGAUCAGAACGCUCCCUAUAUACAAAGGGCUCCUUUGAUGGGACUUCCGCAAUAUUUUGCUUCGUAUUGGCAACAUGUCGAUGUUGCCAAAUGUGUCAUCGAUGCCUCGGAUACCUGUCACAAAACACUCACUUGCCAGCUUCGUGAUCAGAUAGGUUUCUUUGUCAAGCAGCCAUUCUAUCAAGCUUGGGAAACCUCGCCAGACUAUCAGUUUGACCUCGAGGAGUGCGAGAGUGGUGAUGGGCCUUGUCCACCUACAAAGCCGUCGGGAUUAUAUUGGUAUGAUGCACUUAGUCUAUAUCGCAUCACUUGGGGUAACCCUACAGGCGACUCCCAGUACAUUCCUGUCACGCUUGGGGUAGAAGACGCCCCUUGUCCUUGCGACUUCUUGGGUGUCAACUAUAUGGGCUAUGAAUAA